Messenger RNA from Limanda limanda (common dab), 3679 nucleotides. RefSeq names its product cnksr family member 3 (gene cnksr3). Gene Ontology annotation, biological process: regulation of signal transduction. The record is from RefSeq and is a predicted model, not a curated record. Gene Ontology annotation, cellular component: membrane; cytoplasm. Gene Ontology annotation, molecular function: protein binding. Lineage: Eukaryota; Metazoa; Chordata; Actinopteri; Pleuronectiformes; Pleuronectidae. The coding region runs from base 86 to 1747 and encodes 553 amino acids. The transcript has 13 exons.
CCCCCCCACUCUGAGGGUCGUGCGUGAGUCACGGAUUCAUCUGGACUGAGACGUGCGUGAGUCCCGCAGAAGGUCCGGAGGAACCAUGGAGGCGGUGCGGGACUGGAGCCCGCAGCAGGUCCGGGACUGGAUCCGAGGCCUGGACGACAGCCUGCAGCAGUACCUCCCCUGGUUCCAGCAGCAGCAGGUGGACGGGGAGAAGCUUCUGAGGACGACCCACCAGGAGCUGCUGGUUCUGGGCGUGUCCCGGGUCGGACACCAGGAGCUGCUGCUGGAGGCGCUGGACCUGCUCUGCGCCCUGAACUACGGCGUGGAGUCGGACAACCUGAAGACGCUGGUGGGGAAGAUGAGGGCGGCGCACCACAACCUGAGCGGCGCCGUGUCGCAGCGCAGGAAGAACCCGGCCUACCACCACAAGAACUCCCACCAGCCCACCAACGAGUUCCUGACCGCCGUGGUGGAGCUGAUCGGAGCCGCCAAGAGUCUGCUGGCCUGGCUGGACAGGACUCCGCUGACGAGCCCCAGCGACUUCACUUCCACCAAAAGCAGAAUCAUCCAGCUGUGUCUGGAGCUGACCUCCACGGUGCAGAAGGACUGUACUGUUUAUGAGAUGGAGGAAAAGAUCCUGGAAGUGUCGCGAGCUCUGAACGGCAUCUGUGAGAAGACGGCCCAGACGACCUCUGACCCGGCGAAGAUGGAGAUGUCGUGUCUGGAGGAAGUUCACAUCACCAACGUGAAACCUGGGGAGGGACUGGGGAUUUACAUCAAAUCCACGUAUGACGGACUUCACGUCAUCACAGGAACCACAGAGAACUCUCCUGCUGAUAAGACCCAGAGGAUCCACGCUGGAGACGAGGUGGUUCAGGUCAACAAGCAGACGGUGGUGGGCUGGCAGCUGAAACACCUGGUGGAGGCGUUGAGGGCGGAGACUGGCAGCGUCGCCCUGGUGGUGAAGAAGAGGCCCUGCAGCGUCUCCGGGGGCUUCGCUCCCGCUCCUCUGAAGAACCUGCGCUGGAGGCCGCCGCUCGUUCAGACGUCUCAAAGAUCUUCAGGACUCUUCAGACCUCCACAGCCUGAAGCCUCAGGGAGAGCAGCCAUGUUGGAUCUGUUCAUCCCUCCUCCUCCUGCGGCGCCGUACGUUCCCACAGACGGGAACACCAGCGUGUCUCCAGGUGUGAAGCUGAGGCCGAGGUCACCCAACUCGUGUCUGGACUCGGACCCCCGGCGCCGCGUCUCCGCCGCAGACGACAUCAGGACGUCCGUCUGUCCCGAUCACAACCAGCCCAUCCCCGUGCACUUCCGCCAGCGCUCCUCUUCGCGCUGUAAACCUCGACCCGUCUCCAUGCCGGCGGAGGCCUUCUCGGGCGUGGCCCACCGACCCGGAGCUCAGGGGAGGAAAGGUCAGGACGUUCUCCACAAAUAUCUGAGUAACGAGGGGAUCAGCACCAUCACGGAGGAGGAGCCAUGUUUCCCGCUGCCGUACCGCGGUCACCCGUCGGUCCGCGGCGUCGACCACAUCCGAGGCAGCCAGUGCUUCAUCAACACCAACCUGCACAGCAGCGCCACCAUCCCCUACCAGGAGGCGGCCUCCAAAAAGCCCUCCUCCCCCUCCUUCUCCCCCUCCUCCUCCUCCUCCUCCCCCUCCUCCUCCACGCCGACGAUCGUCUCUCCUCCUCCGGCGGCGACCAAGCCGGCGACCUCGCUGCUCGGAGGAUGGCUGGCUCGUCUCCGGCUGCUCAGCCACUGACGGGAGGAGAAACCGGAUUGAAGUCUUAUCACAGACAAACUCUCUCCUCCUGCAGGAGAUCUGGAUUGACUCGUCUACACUGUGACUUCAGCUGAAGACCUGCAGCAGCUGCUCCUCCUGGAACCAAUCAGAGAUUUCAUGAUGGAGGACAAAGGAAAGAAAAGAUGAAAAACCUGAAACAUCAACUUCACACUUGGUCAGAGCUCGUUGUCAGGAUUUUUCAUGUCGUACUGGAGAGUCUGGUCACUGGUUCUCAGUUACAUGUUCUAGUUAUUAUAAUCGAAUAAUAGAAAAUAUGAAACUCUGACACCUGUUUACUCUCAUUUUCUACUUUUAAAGGCUCUAAACAAUCAUGAAAACUUGUGUUUGUUGACUUCCUGUGGUUUAACUUUUCUCUCGUGCUCAUCUUCUCCUCGAGGGGAAACGUUACAAAUAUGAUCCUCGACCAAUUCAUCUAAUAUUGUGACCAAAGAUCUGGAAAACCAAAAACAUUCCCAUCAGAGCCACUUGGUCUGAACCAGCUUCACAGAGCUGCUGCUGCUCCGAAGGUUCAAUACAUAAUUCAUUCGUUAUCAGAAAAGGUGAUUUCCUCCAGUUCAGUGAAUCUGAAACUACUCAGCAGUUCCACUUGUCAUCAGAACCUUAAAGUCUGAGAUCAUCACCUGCUGCUGAUUAUCUAACAAAUACAUUUCCAUGUUUUUAAUGUCAAACUCAAACUAGUUCCAAAGAACUGAAAAUACUUAACAAUAUAGUUUCCAUUCAUGGCAAAGAUCUGCUGAAAAUUAACUGCAAGACUAGAAUCCAUGAGCAGAAUCUAGAUCAGUAAAUCUAAACAUUCCCAAAAUGUCAAAUGAUUAGAUGACGAGCGUGUCUCUCUCAUAUCUUCACUUUUUAUUUGUUAAAAGACAAACAACUUGUAAAUAUGUUGCAUCUUUUAUGGUUUUUAUUUGAUCUGUCAUCUCGACUUCAGUCAUGUCUGAUUUUAUAUGUAUAUAUAUUUGAAGAAAGUCCUCUUCAGAUCAUAUCAACUUAUGAGGUAAAGGAGCUUUAGAGUAAUUUAAAAUAUGCACUAACACUCAAACACAACAUAAAAAAACAUUAACAAAAGGUUUACCAGCUUUUAUGACUUGUUAUAUAUUUUCAGAAAUAGGUUGUCAGGUUAUUUUACAUUAAAACUGUUUCCCUGUAACUAUACAUAGUAUAGAAAUGUCCACGUAUUUCAUAAACUGUCGAACUAAAGAAAACACAAUCAUAGAAUUUUACUGGUAACGCCAAAGAGAAAAAGUCGUCGUCUGUGGAUACGUUGUUGGUUUCCUGGAAGCUGCGUAAAAAUUUUAGGUAAAACUGAAUUAUAGCAUUUAUCACUUUGAAGGAACAUCAGAGUUUCAACUUGAGUCUUUGAAGAACUACUGUGUUCAUCAUAAACCUGAGUUCCUCAUGUUUUAAAUCUGAUUUGUGACCUUAAAGAUAUGAAAAUGUUUCUGGUUCAUUCAGGUUCCAUGAAGCUUGAUGAUCAGUGUAACAGAGUAAAUAUCACAACCUUGUAUCUCUCUCUCCUGCUGGAUACAUUUCUCCAACAGAUGAAUUUAGAUGUUUGGUUUCUGAAAACAUUUGGUCAAAAUGUCACUUUUCUCGUCUCACUAAUAAAAAGUUGAAGGGAGUUGUGGUAAAUGUCGUUCUGUAUGCCAUCAACCUGGAAUUACCACUAGUGGCCAAAGUGGCCGCUGUUGAGUUAGUUACCUGGUCUCACUUUCAGGUGAAAAUGAAUCUUGUUCAAAUUGUUCAGGAACAUUAGCUUUGUCAUUUUGCUGAGUCACAUUUUAAUCUGUAUUGUUUUGUACGAGUCAUUUUGUUCAGCUGUUUAAAUCUGAAAUGUUCCAGAGCUCUUUAACAUGUCAAAAACUUCACAAUAAAGGUCAGUUCGUUUUUAAA